Oikopleura dioica is the source of this 288-nucleotide messenger RNA. The record is from the annotation of a GenBank genome assembly. Lineage: Eukaryota; Metazoa; Chordata; Appendicularia; Copelata; Oikopleuridae.
AUGCUCGUCUCCUUCGAAUACGCCGCCGUCCAAGCCGCUGCCUACCAAGUGCAAAUCAAGGAGACCGAAACUAUCGGCUCCUAUCUGACCAAAGCCGCUGCUUACUACAAGAUUGAUCUGAAAAAGUGCAAGUUCACUACCUCGAAUGGCUUCACCGUUACUGCUGGCAUGACUUCUGCCCAGUUCGCCGCGGGUAAAUCUACUUGUGGAGGUCGAUCUGCCGCAGCGGCAUCAUCUCAGAAGGUCGUCAUCAAGAUCGAGUACUCUUCUACUUCUGUCUGCCGUUAA